This is a messenger RNA of Gongylonema pulchrum, 981 nucleotides long. The record is from the annotation of a GenBank genome assembly. Lineage: Eukaryota; Metazoa; Nematoda; Chromadorea; Rhabditida; Gongylonematidae.
AAAUGGCAAACCGAAGUUCGUAAAUUUUUAAACAAACGAACAACGCCUUCUCUUGGCACGGAGUUUCUGAAAUCAGGUCGUUUUCGUCGCUACUCUGACAGUGACACUGGACGUUAUGAAAACUGCACUACGGAUUAUGACGAAGAGUGCAUAACGGAGCAGACUUAUUAUACGUGUUGUUACUGUUGCGAAUGCUGCGAAUGCCGUCCAGAGGCUUUGUUUAUGUCGAAUCUGACCCAAAAGGAACGUGAAGAAUUUGACAGCUUGCGCUAUAAUUGGACUGCAAGCAUCCACGAUAUUAUGGAGGGGCUGAAAAAUUGGGCACACGGGAAAGGACAAAAUAUUGAGGUGGAGCUGACUGAGCGAUUGCAGAAUUACACGGCAGCGAAUGCGGAAGCACGGCACGUGGUGGAAGGUUUGCAAGCAAGCGAAAAAGUAAAGAAUAUACUGCAACAAAUAGUCGAUCUUCAUAAUGAUUACGGGCUAAGUAUGAUCCAGCAAGUCUACCGAGAGCAGGACAUAAUUAACAAGUUGCGGCCACGGAUGCAGUAUAAAGUGAAGGUAGGCUUCCGAUACUUUUCGUCCAGUUCCCCUCAACAUGCCAAUCAAUUACUGCGACUCACCUUCGGCUUUCUUAAACGCGUUAUGACGAAAUUCGAUAAUUUGCUUUAUCUCAGUGUCAUCGAAAAUUUAACCGUGUGUAUCAGUGGCCUUGCUGCUGAUCUUUUGAAACCCUACAAAUAUCAUCAAAUUGUUCGUUUUGUGGGAUUUCUCGGUGACAAAAUGCGCAAAAUUGGCAUAUUUUGGCUGAUUUUGACUGCUUUUGUAACUGGCACUUUGGCCUUCCGACAACAAUCGGUUGGCAUCAGAGGAAAGCUGAUGUGUGGUGACGAGCCAAUUAAGGGAGCCAAGCUGAAACUUAUUAACCACAAUACAGUUGGUAAUUCUUUCUAUUACCUCGAAAAAGACUUCAUCAACUAA